AUUCGCUAGCCAGCCAACAACACUGUUUCGCACACAAACUGUCUUCCUAGACGGUCUUGUAGCUAGCUCGAGUGUACACAACGCAGACCACCAACACUGAACUGAUUGUAGCUAAAACAUAGCGUUCGUUCCAACGUACUAGUUAGCUAACGUUUAUAUAGGGAAUAUUCAUAGCUAGUUGGUAGCUAUGAUAGGGAUAUUUCACAUCUGUAGAGUCUAUCGAAGAUGGUUAACUAGCUAACUAAUGUACACUAUGUAGCAAGGUACGGAUGACUAACCAGUUAAGUAGUUAGUUAGCUAAAUCACUACAAAACACGUGUGCACGUUAGCUUGUCAUCAUGAUGUAGCUAACUUACUAGCAAUAUAUUCCAGAGACGGUGAGUUAAGUAGCUAGUUGAGGAACGCAACUCCGUUCUCUUAUAUCGAGGCGGAGUUGAGUUCUGAUGACUGGUCGCGGGACUUGCUAGCAACAUCAUUGAGUCGACAUAAGUUGAUUCUUGUAAAAAUGCCAAUUCUGAAAACGCUUACCUAUAGCUAUGUUUUAUUCCUGUACAACUGCGAUCCUUCCGCGGGGUAAUGAAAUUCAUACUUCUAAAAAUUGUAGCGAAUACAACCGACUUUUUGCUCGUACUAUGUGAACUGAGAUAUAAUUGGGUCAGUGCUAUCACUGGGAUAUGGACUAUCACUGGGAAGGUUACAUUUUAAAUGGUAAGGUUAGGGACGUCCCAAUGAUUCCUGAUAGUACGGACCCAAUUUAACCGCAGUUUACUUGAUACGAGCAUGAAGGGGAAGUCGUUUUGUAUUAGAUAUAUAUUUUUAUUAGAAUUAUGAAUUUUAACACCCCGCGGAUGGACCGGAGUUGUACAGGACCAACAUUCGUACAUGUACGCGUUUUCAGAAUUGACAUUUUUACAAUAAUCGGUUGAUGGUGGUGACUCAAUGUUGUUGCAAGCAAAUCCCGCGACCAGUCACCAAAACUAUUAUAUUGAAUUAUAUUUUAUUUGAGGAGUAGGCCAAAUCAGUAAGCUAGUGUUAGUGAUGAUAUGCUAAAAAAGCUGUGUUGGUGCGUGCAAGAGGAUCGAGUAGGGAAUCAAUCUAGCUCAUAUCAACAUUUACAAUGACAGGCCAGACCAUGGCGUCGGCAUCUGCUAGUGUGGAUUCCAAGGCAGAGCUGACCUCUCUGCUGGAGCAGUGGGAGAGGGAGCAGCAGGCCAGCACACCGGACCUGGUCCACAUCCUGACUAAGAUUUCAGAGCUGGUGGAGAGGGAGACUGAGGAAUAUCACAAAGCUGAUCCGGAUCCUUUUGAAGACAGGCACCCUGGGAGAGCGGAUCCAGAAUGCGUCUUGGGUCAGCUGCUAAAGAUCCUGUUAAAAAAUGAUGACUUCAUGAAUGCUCUCGUUAAUAGCUAUGUGAUGACCAGCAGAGAGCUCACCCUCAACACUGCAGCCUGUCGCCUGCUGCAGAACAUCAUGCCUGGGUUGGAGACUGCUGUGGUCUUUCAGGAGAAGGAGGGCAUAGUGGAGAGGCUUUUUAAAUGGGCCCAGGAGGCAGAGCAGCCACUGAGAAUCUAUGCUACAGGCCUGUUGGCUGGAGCAAUGGAGAACCAGGACAUCGCUGCCAACUACAGGGAGGAGAACUCUGUCGUGGUGCCUCUGAUGCUGCAGCGGCUACGCGAGCUGCAGGCCAAGGACACUGAAAACCGGAAGGGAUUUAAACGGCCCAGUCCCAGGAAGACCCUGGGGGAACCUCUCUUUCCUCUGGAUGAGGAGACGGUCGACGUGGGCUUCGAGGACAACCCCUUCCCCCCGGGGAAUAAAGGCAUUGAGAGGAAUGAGAAGGGAUCAGAUGAGGACCAAGUGGAGAUCCACAGCCACGAGUCUUACAGCGAGAUCUCCUUCCACCUCAACUACCUUAACCACACCCACAAGACCAGCAGCUGCGCUAACUCAGCUGUCAAAGGCCUGAUGAAGCCUGUGUCUGCCCCGCCGCCUCUGUCCAACCGGGACUUCCCCGACGGCAGGGAGGAGGGCAGCACUCACCUCAAGAGGAGAGCAGAGAGGGAGAAUGGACGGAAGGUGAAACAGAAACUGAACUUCUCCCUGCCAGACCCGGAGAGGAACUUCAGCGAGCUGUCCAACAGCAGCUGGUCUGAGAUGAGCCCCUGGGUGAUUGGGAACAACUAUCACCUUUACCCUCUGACCCCAGAGAUGGAGCAGAGGCUCAUCCUACAGUACCUCACCCCUCUGGGAGAGUACCAGGAGCUUCUGGCUGUCUUCAUGCAGAUGGGAGCCUGUGAGCUGCUCAUCCAUUACAUGGACCUGAAGCAGACCAACGAUGUACAGCUCGCCUUUGAGGCUCUCAAGUACCUAGCCUCCCUGCUGCUGCAUAAGAAGUUUGCCGCCCAGUUUGUGGUCCAUGGAGGGGUUCAGAAGCUGCUGGAGAUCCCCAAGCCUUCCAUGGCCGCCACAGGGGUGUCUCUGUGCCUCUACUACUUGGCCUACAACCAGGAUGCCAUGGAGAGGGUGUGUAUGCUGCCCCACUCUAUCCUGUCUGAGGUGGUGAGCUACAGUCUGUGGCUGUUGGAGUGUUCCCACGCCUCGGGCUGCUGCCACGCCACCAUGUUCUUCUCCAUCUCUUUCUCCUUCCGAGCAGUGCUGGAACUCUUCGACAGGCAGGACGGCCUCCGGCGCAUGGUCAACCUGAUCAGCACAUUGGAGAUCCUGAACCCUGAGGACCAGGGGGCCCUGCUGAGUGAUGACCAGAUCUUCUCCAGCAGGCAGACGGCCAAGCACACCUGCAUGGCCCUGCGCAGGUACUCCGAGGCCCAUCUGGCCAUCAAGGUGGAGCAGGUCAAGCAGUCCCUGCAGCGGACUGAAGGGGGUGCUCCCAUUCACCCACAGCCUUACUACAAGGCAUGUAGUUACACCCAUGAGCAGGUGGUGGAGAUGAUGGAGUUCCUGAUUGAGUAUGGCCCAGCCAGGCUGUACUGGGAGCCUGCAGAAGUUUUCCAUAAGCUCUCCUGUGUGCAGCUUCUCCUGCAGCUCAUCUCCAUCGCUUGCGACUGGAGGACCUACUACGGCAGGAGUGACACAGUGCGUUAUGCCCUGGACUUACUGAGCAUCCUGACGGUGGUCCCUAAGACCCAGCUGCUGAUGUCGGAGUCUGUGGCCGUGUUGGAUGGGGAGGGGGGCAACGCCAUCUCCACCGUGGGUAUGGGUGUAGUCCUGGUGGUGGCAGAGGCAGAGGUGUUUGUGAAUGAUGCCGAGAUCCAGAAGUCUGCUCUGCAGGUGGUCAUCAACUGUGUGUGCGCUCCAGAUAAACGCAUGUCUGGCAUCGGCAAGUUCAUCUCUGGCACGCCCCUCAGACGUCUACCCCAGACCACCAAGAACAGCGAGAGCGUGCUCUCCAAGAUGUGGAACGUGGUGCAGUCCAACAACGGCAUCAAGGUACUGCUGUCCCUGCUGACAGUGAAGAUGCCCAUCACAGAUGCGGAUCAGAUUCGGACCCUGGCCUGUAAGGCACUGGUGGGUCUGUCCCGCUCCAGCUCAGUCAGACAGAUUAUCAGCAAGCUGCCUCUCUUCAGCAGUGGACACAUCCAGCAGCUCAUGAAGGAGCCCGUGCUCCAGGACAAAGGCAGCGAACACGUCAAGUUCUGCAAGUUUGCGGCAGAGCUAAUCAAGCGGGUGUCUGGUAAACCCCUCAUGAUCGGGACGGAUGUCUCCCUGGCCUGGCUGCAGAGGGCAAACGUGGUGGCCCAGUCCAGAAUAUCCUUUCCUGAGAAGGAGCUACUGCUGUUGAUCCGGAACCACCUGGUGGUCAAGGGUCUGCAUGACACUGCCACCACACUCACCAAGGAGGCCGACCUCCCCAUGGCCAUCCUCCCCCACCCAUCUUCCUCAGCUUUGCUUCCUGUCGUUGUUCCCCCUGCCUCUCCUGCCCCUGCCCUCCCCCGGACCCCUCGGCUGGCCAAUGGGGUCACAGCACGGUUGGUGAGCCACAGCUCUCAUCCGUCCGUGCCGUUGUCAGUUCACCCCCUGCCUCGUCCCUCGACGUCGCAACUCCUCACGGUACCUCUGGCCGCCCCUCCCCUGUUGAUCCCUCACCAAAGCAACGUCUCUCCCCUGAUUGGACGGAUCGUGUUCAUGCGAGAGCACCCGUCACCGUGCCCCGUGCCUGCCCUCUGUAAGAAGCCGCGGCUGCUGAGGCAGAAGUCAGACUACGGUUCCUUCAGUCAGAGUCCAGCCAUGAAGAAACAGCUGGACAGACACCUACCCUCUCCCCCCGCCCUGGACAGCAUCAUCACAGAGUACCUGAGGGAGCAGCAUUCGCACUGCAAGAACCCCGUCACCACCUGCCCCCCCUUCUCCCUCUUCACCCCCCACCAGUGCCCUGAGCCCAAGCAGAGGCGCCAGGCCCGAACCAACUUCACCUCCCGACACACAGGCAGGGUUGUCUACCCAAAAUACGGAGGGGUGGAUGGCGGCUGCUUUGACCGACACCUCAUCUUUAGCAGGUUCCGACCCAUCUCUGUGUUCAGGGAAGCAGACGAGGAUGAGAGUGGGUUCAUGUGUUGUGCCUUCUCUGCCCGUGAGCGGUUCCUGAUGCUGGGGACGUGUACGGGCCAGCUCAAACUCUACAAUGUGUUCACAGGCCAGGAGGAGGCCAGCUAUAGCUGCCACAACUCUGCCAUCACACACCUAGAGCCAUCACGGGUCAGUGAGGAUGGCUCUCUGUUGUUGACGUCAGCAUCAUGGAGUUAUCCUCUGUCUGCACUGUGGGGCAUGAAGUCAGUGUUCAUCAUGAAGCAUUCCUUUUUAGAUGACCAUUAUGUGGAGUUCAGUAAACUUUCACAAGACCGAGUCAUUGGCACAAAGGAACACAUAGCUCACAUCUAUGACAUCCAGACAGGGCAGAAGACCCUUACCCUCUACUACCCGGACCUGUCCAACAACUACAAGAGGAACUGUGCAACCUUUAACCCCACUGACGACCUGGUGCUGAACGACGGCGUGCUGUGGGAUGUGCGCUCAGCUCAGGCCAUCCACAAGUUUGACAAGUUCAACAUGAACAUCAGUGGAGUGUUCCACCCCAACGGCCUGGAGGUCAUUGUCAACACUGAGAUUUGGGACCUGCGGACCUUCCAUCUGCUCCACACAGUGCCAGCUCUGGAUCAGUGCAGGAUCGUCUUCAACAACAACGGCACGGUCAUCUACGGAGCGACGCUACAGGCAGAUAAUGAGGAUGAUAUAUUGGAAAUGCAGAUGAAGACUCCCUUUGGCUCCUCCUUCAGGACAUUCAACGCCACUGACUACAAACCCAUUGCCACCAUCGCCGUGAAGAGGAAUAUAUUUGACCUCUGCACAGAUACUAAGGACUGCUACCUGGCUGUGAUCGAGAACCAGGACUCGGUCAACACAGACACGGUGUGCAGACUGUACGAGGUGGGACGCCAGAGAUUGGCUGAGGAGGAGGAGGAUGAGGAAGAUCAGGAGGAUGACGAUCAAGAGGAUGACGAUGAUGACGAAGAUGACUCUGACGACGACAUCAACACAGACCCACUGGUUGCCGAGCUGGAAAAUGAUAAUGGAGGAGAGGAAGAGGAAGAUGGGAACAAUGACUUCUCUCCCUCUGACGAUGAAGAGGUAGCUCGUCUGCUUGAGGGGGAUGGUGAAGAUGAUGACGAUGACUCGGAUGAGGAAGAUGGGGACCUUGCCCUGGAUAACAUUAUUUGUAACUUCCGGGGCUCAGUAUGUCAGGCCCUGGUUCUGGAGAUAGGAGAGACUGUGCAGAUCCUGGAGAAGAGUGAAGGCUGGUACAGAGGGUUUUCCACCAAGAAGCCUUCAAUCAAGGGUAUAUUCCCAACCAACUAUGUCCACCUGAAGAAAUCCACAGUCACCAACAGAGGGCUGUGUGAGACGGUGGUGCCUCUGGAAGACCCUAUUAUCACUGAGACCACCUCCACCCUGCAGGAAUGGGGCAUGCUGUGGAAGCAACUCUACGUGAAGCACAAGGUGGACCUGUUCCACAAGCUGCGUCAUGUGAUGAAUGAGCUCUUUGACCUGCGUCGGCAGCUCAUCCAAGGUCACCUGGCCCAGGACCAGACCAGAGAGAUCAAACGCCACAUAACCGUGCGCCUGGACUGGGGCAACGAGCACCUUGGCUUGGACCUUGUUCCUAGAAAGGAGUUUGAAAUGGUGGAUCCGGAUCAUAUCAGUGCAUCUGAACUCUACAAAAUGCAUGCAUCCAGCAGACACUGUGGCCAGCCAAGCACAAACCUGUGUUCGUCGUCCGAUCGUUCUCAGGGCGACAGCGUGCGUCAGCGCCAUGGAGACGGUUGCCGUGUUCCGGUGCAACACCACCUCUUCAUCAACCUGAAGAGUUUCACCUACAACACCAUCAGCGAGGAGGCAGAUGUCUUCUUCUCCCUCUACGACACCCGGGACAACAAACAGAUCAGUGAGAAGUUUAUGGUGAGACUGAACAAAAAUGGAGGGCCAAAGAACCCAGAGAAGGUGGACCGUCUGUGUGCUCUCUUCACGGAUCUGAGCAGUAAAGACCUGAAGAGAGACCUGUACAUUGUAGCACAUGUCAUACGAACUGGUCGUAUGUUGUUGAAUGACUCAAAGAAGGGUCCGCCCCACGUGCAGUACAGGAGACCGUACGGCUGUGCUGCUCUGGCCAUGAGUGACGUGUUCCACACCAUCACUGACCUCAAAGAGGAGAAGGACUUUGUGCUGAAAGUUUACACAUGUAAUAAUGAGAACGAGUGGUUUCAGAUCCACGAGAACAUCAUCCGCAAGUCCAGUACCAAGUACUCAGCUCCUAGCACCAACUAUGGCCUCAUCAUCUCUCUACAGCUGCUGCGGGGGGAGCUGGAUCAGAUCAGGAGGGAGAACCAGGCUGUGUUCAGCAGGUCCCUGGCCAUCAUGCGCAAACUGGGCUUCUCUGAUGUCAUCAUGCCAGGUGACACUCGUAAUGACCUGUAUCUGACCCUGGAGCGUGGGGACUUUGAGAGGGGGGGCAAGAGUGUCCAGAAAAACAUUGAGGUCACCAUCUAUGUGCUUUACGCUGAUGGGGACACACUCAAGGACUGUAUCAGUCUGGGUAGUGGGGAGCCAAACACAAGUGAGCACCGGUCCUUUGUCCUCUACCACAAUAACAGCCCUCGCUGGAGUGAGAUGAUCAAACUACCCAUCCCCAUAGACCGCUUCAGAGGAUCACACCUGCGCUUCGAGUUUAGACACUGCUCCACUAAAGACAAAGGGGAGAAGAAGCUGUUUGGUUUUUCCUUCACUCCUCUGAUGAGAGAGGAUGGGACCACGCUAUCAGACGAGAGCCAUGAGCUCUAUGUCUAUAAGUGUGAUGAGAAUGCGACAUUCAGUAACCAGGGCCUGUACCUGAGCAUGCCCUGCUGUAAGGAGGACUUCAACAGCUGCCUCAACCUGCCCUCUACCCUGCCCUUCCAGAGGAACCCCAAGGAGACCUUCUGGGUCUCCACACAGCUUUGCUCCACCAAGCUCACCCAGAACGUGGACCUCCUGGCCCUACUGAACUGGAAAGCCCACACUGACAGGGUGUUGGACAUCCUGGGCAGACUACGCCACAUCAAUGGAGAGGAGAUUGUCAAGUUCCUACGAGAUGUCCUGGAUACACUGUUUUGUCUCCUGGAUGACAACACAGAUAAAUACGGACCAUUGGUUUUCCAGUCAUUGGUGUUUAUCAUCAACCUUCUCAGGGACAGUCGUUUCUACCACUUCCGGCCUGUUAUGGAGGCCUACAUACAGAACCACUUUGCAGGAGCUCUGGCCUACAAAGAGCUAAUCCGCUGUCUGAAAUGGUACAUGGACCGCUCUGCUGAGGUUGUCAGACAGGAUCACAUCCAAGAGGCCAUGAAGGCUCUGGAGUACCUGUUUAAGUUCAUUGUCCAGUCUCGGAUCCUGUACUCGCGGGCGACCUGUGGUAUGGAGGAGGACCAGUUCAGAGCCAGCAUCCAGGAGCUUUUCCAGUCCAUCCGCUUUGUGUUGAGUCUGGACAGCCGCAGCUCUGAGACCCUCGUCUUCACACAGUUUAGGGGUGUGAUCAACUGCAUGCCUUUCUAUGGUAGUCAUGCUCCAGGGGUCUCUCCUGUCUCAGCGGCGUUGUUGAACAGUUUCCCAGACAUUUUUGAUGAGCUGCUGCAGAUGUUCACAGUGCAGGAGGUGGCUGAGUACGUCCGGGGCACAUUAGGGAGCAUGCCCAGUACGGUGGACAUCGGCCAGUCUAUGGAUGUGGUCAAACUGCAGUCCAUCGCCCGCACCGUCGAGAGCAGGCUCUUCUUCUUCCCUGAGUCUCGAAGUAUCUUGCUGCCGGUGGUCCUGCAUCACAUCCACCUGCACCUGCGCCAGCAGAGGGAGCUGCUGAUCUGCUCAGGAAUCCUCACCAGCAUCUUCUCCAUCAUCAAGACCAGCUCUAUGGAGUCUUCUGUGCAGGAGGAGGUAGAGAUGAUGGUGGAGAGCCUGUUGGAUGUUCUGCUCCAGACUCUGUUGUCCAUCAUGUCCAAGUCUCAGUCUCUGGAGACAGCUAGGGGGCAGCGCUGUCCCCAGUGCACCGCUGAGAUCACGGGGGAGUAUGUGUCCACUCUGCUGUCUCUACUCAGACAGAUGACAGAGAUCCACUUCCACCACCUGCUCAACAACUUCCACAGCAAAGAGGAACUCAAGGAGUUCCUGUUGAAGAUCUUCUGCGUGUUCCGGAACCUGAUGAAGCUCACCAUCUUCCCCCGAGACUGGAGUGUCAUGAGGCUACUGACCAGUCAUGUCAUUGUGGCGACAACACAGUACCUGUCUCCAGCGUUACACAAGAACUUCUCAGAGGCGGAUUUUGACUUCAAGGUGUGGAAUUCCUUCUUCAGCCUGACGGUCCUGUACAUCAACCAGCCCAGUCUGCAGUUGGAGCCCCUGACCCAGGCCAAGAGGAAGAAAGUCCUGGACAAGUAUGGAGAUAUGAGGGUGAUGAUGGCCUAUGAGCUCUUCAGCAUGUGGCAGAAGCUUGGUGAGAAUAAGCCCCACUUUAUCCCUGGAAUGAUGGGUCCAUUCCUGGGAGUGACGCUGGUGCCUCAGAGCGAAGUUCGGAAUAUCAUGAUCCCCAUCUUCCAUGACAUGAUGGACUGGGAGCAGAGGAAGAACGGCAACUUUAAGCUGGUGGAAGCAGAGUUGAUGGACAAGCUGGAGAGUAUGGUGGCUGAUGGGAAAGGGGACGGCAAUCACAGAGAGCUCUUCGGCCUGCUGACCCAGUUGUUUGGGCCUUACCCCAGCCUACUGGAAAAAAUUGAGCAGGAAACAUGGAGAGAGACAGGCAUUUCGUUUGUUACCUCCGUCACGAGACUGAUGGAGCGCUUGCUAGACUACAGGGACUGUAUGAAAGGAGAUGAGAUGGAGAACAAGAAAAUAGGUGGUUCUUCCAACCUCAUGAACUUCUACAAGUCAGAGAUCAACAAGGAGGACAUGUACAUCCGCUACAUCCACAAGCUGUGUGACCUGCACCUGCAUGCAGAGGACUACACAGAGGCAGCAUUUACCUUGCUGCUGUACUGGGAGCUGCUGCACUGGGAGGACCGACCCCUCAGAGAGUUCCUCCACUAUCCCACACAGAGCGAGUGGCAACGCAAAGAGGGCCUCAGCCGCAAAGUGCUCCACUACUUUAACAAGGGAAAGUGUUGGGAAUAUGGAAUAUCACUCUGCCGGGAACUGGCUUUCCAGUAUGAAACCUUAUAUGACUACCAGAGCCUGAGCUGGAUACGGAAAAUGGAGGCUGCGUACUAUGACAACAUCAUAGAACAGCAGAGGAUUGAACCAGAGUUCUUUAGGAUGGGCUUCUAUGGCAGGAAGUUUCCAUUUUUCCUCAGGAAUAAGGAGUUUGUGUGCCGGGGCUAUAACUAUGAACGGCUGGAGGACUUUCAGCAAAGGAUGCUAGGAGAAUUCCCACAUGCCAUUGCCAUGCAGCACCCCAACCAACCAGAUGACGCCCUCCUACAAAGUGAUGUUCAGUACCUGCAGAUCUAUGCGGUUACCCCAGUGUCAGACAUCACUGACGUGCCUCAGCUGGAGCGCGUACCUGAGAGGAUCAAGAGCUUCUACCGCAUCAACAAUGUCACUCGCUUUCACUAUGACAGACCCUUCCACAAGGGACCCAAGGACAGGGAGAAUGAGUUCAGGAGCCUGUGGAUCGAGAGAACCACCCUGAUUCUGUCUCGUCCUCUUCCUGGCAUCUCCCGCUGGGCUGAGGUGGAGAGGAGAGAACUGUUGGAGGUGAGCCCUCUGGAGAAUGCCAUCUACGUGGUGGAGAAUAAGACCCAGGAGCUGCGGACCCUGAUUAGCCAGUACCAGCACAGACAGCACCAAGGCAACAUUAACCCCCUCAGCAUGCUGCUCAACGGGGUCAUAGACGCUGCCGUCAAUGGGGGCAUUGCCAGAUACCAGGAGGCGUUCUUUGAAAAGGACUAUAUGAACAGCCACGCAGAGGACACAGAGAAGAUCACUCAGCUCAAAGACUUGAUGCAGGAACAGGUUCACAUCCUUGGAGUGGGGCUGGCUGUCCAUGAGAAGUUGGUGCACCCAGAAAUGCGUCCCCUGCACAAAAAGCUGAUAGAUCAGUUCCACAUGAUGAGGACUGGUUUACAUCAGUGUUUAUAUGUGGUCCAGCAGGGGUUGCCAGCAGCCUGCACUGGAGUCAACAAUCCCAGAGGCAUCAAGACCACUCACAGCCACAUGAGCCCAGAAAGUGUCCGUCUGAUUCACAGACACAGCCCUAUGAACCUGCAGGGUUCUAUCCGUCAGUUGUCCUCCUCCCUCUCUUCUCACACCUCCUGCGAGGCGGGAGGAAACCUGGUCAUCCUGACAGACGGCCUAUUGGGAGAGCACCCUGAGGACACGGCUCACAUGGAGCCAAGCCCCUCCUCCUCCAGUCUGAGCUCCAUUCGGUCCACCUCCUCCCAGGUUAUUAACUCUGCCCCAUCUAGUGCCAGAGGCUCUCCGUCCCUGCCGGAUAAAGCCAAACCCAACCGGGAGGUGAUGAUGCUGCUGCCGCCUCACCAGAGAGUCAACAACACCAUGUACUACACCAUGACUGAGAACGGACAGAGCAACCAUCUGCAGCGUGCCUUACUCCAGCAAGUGAACCCCUGUAAGCCGUGCGUUGACCCUCCCAUGAGCUUGCCAGAGAAAGUGUUCCCUAGUGCCCCGAGCAGCUGGAGUCUAGAUGGCGAGGGCAGGGAGACAGUGCCCUAUAUCCAGGGACCUACAGGGGGCAUCAUCAUGCCCCCCGUCCCACCCAGGUCCUUCCCACCAGGUCACUUCCUGAUGCACUUUGAUGCGUUCCACCACCAGAACAGUGACCCGCCCCCGGCACUGCCUGUUCGCUCUCUCAGAAAGUCUCCUCUCCACCCCAUACCCGGCUCACCCACUAGUCCUCAGUCAGCCCUGGGGGGCAGUAAUUCCACCCUCUCGGGCAGCGCCAGCAGCGGGGUCUCCUCUCUGAGUGAGAGUAACUUUGGGGCCCAGUACCCCGAUGCCCAAACUGUGCGAAAUGACGCCAUGGAGCCCUUACCCAGCCACCUGUGGACCCCUGAUGAGUACCUGGCAUCUCCCUAUCUGCACAUCCACUACAGUGGGCCAGAACCAGAGUCCCUCGACCAUGUCCGACCCUUUCACUACCGUAACCCUGUCUCACACCUCCCCCACUCCCAAACUCACUCCCACCCCCACUCUCACCACCAACCGGUCGGCCUUGAUGGCCACCCUCAUCCCCACGGGCCCACCCACCACCAGAUACCCAUCCACGGCCCACACCACAUUCCUUACCGGCGCCCUCAGCCCCCAGCUGUGCCCCCCAAGCCCUACCUGAGGGAAGGGUGCAUCCCUGAGGAGGACCUGAGCUCCUUGGUGCCCCAGCCCAUCCCCCUUCCUCGGAGGAUCUUCCACUCCCCCCACAGCCACAGAGAGGAGCUAGCCAAGGCUGCCUGGGAGCAGUGCAUCAGCGAGGAGCAUGAGGAGACACCAUGAGGAGACUACAGGGCUGGGCCUCUUGGAGAUUUUACUCACCUCGGUGCAUCUUACUAGUCUAAAGUGGCUCCCUUCCCAUUGUCUCCUUGCCUUCAUCUGUAUUGAUGUGAAAGAACAUGGGCUGUUGAAUCAUGCAAAUACAUUGUAGGCAUUAACAAUAUUGCUUUCAUCCAUCCCAUGUUUUUUAUAUCAGAGCAGAUGAAGGGGAGAGGAAGCCACUUUAGACUAUUGAGUUGCACCCUCACUCUCCUCAGUGUAUUCAGUCUGAUUCUGAAUGGAUGAAGCAGCAUCAUAGGAAUUAAUAAGGGAAUAUUAUCUGUUGGACAAUAUGACCGAUAAUGACUUUGUUUAAAUUGAUAUUGACUGUACACUGUUGUACAACUAGUCUGUGAGCAUGUUUAGUUUAUUUUCAUUUGAGAACAGUAUACAGCCGUUUUGUGAAACAUGACGAUCCUCAUCAAAAUGAUCAACACAUACGAGCCCCAAAUAGAAUCCCCCUCCCUUUUCCACAACGAAAGGCAACUACAGAAAGUUAUACUCUUAGUAAAGUCAUGAUGACUUUUCUGCUUUUAAUGCUCCAUAUAUCUAUUAUUUUGAUACACUUGCUACAGUAUGUAUGGGGUUUUCAAAUAGACUUUUCCAUCCUCUGUUUUACAAAACGCUGUAUAGUGCUUCACCAUAUGACAUUCUCCAAUCUUCUGUUCUAUUCUGCUACCUGCUUCUCAUUGAAAGCAGGUCUGUUAUUUGGACCUGGGUCACUCUUCUUGACCAAAGCCUCUAGGGACAUAUAAACCUCAGUUUAGGAUUAUCCCUCCAUACAGUACGUAUGGAAAACAAUGUGAAUGUAUUCAAACAAGAUGUGCUGUUUGUAUUACGCAAGUGGCAGGUCUUCUUUUCUGUUCAAGUGAAGUUGUCUUUAUUACAGUCUUCUUGUCUUUUGUGUAACAGACCGAAAUAUCUCAUGAGAGGAGCGUGAAUGUUACCCAGACUAAAAGAGCUGAUAAAUCCUUGGGAGGGCUACAAGGAAGGGGUGGAAUUGUCAGGUGCCACAGAGCGCUCUGGAACAACAGUGAGUUCCCAAUGUCAGUUUGAGUUGAGUUGGACUCAAUAAUACUGGAUUGUUCCUUGAAAGAAGAUAGUGAUGGAGAAAAUAACCAUGGUGAAAACAUCCUUAACACUCAACUAGGAGUAAGAUGAGAAGUAGCGAAGAAUAAUGGCUCAACAGUACCUCAACCACCUAUUGGACUAUCUAUACUCAUAAAAACAAUUAUCACACCCUAUCUCUGCCUCUAUAUGUUUCAAGACAAUGACAAUUAACAAGUAAUACAUAUGUGUGUGUGUAAAAGGACUAAUGGCAAUGACAUUGCUCCUGUCUGUUACCUGUUCUACUCACCUUCACCCCAUCUGCCCACCGAAUGGCAAAUCCAAACUCCCUCAAACAGUGUUCUAAACAACUACCUGCCUUAAGUGCACUGAAAUGCAGUAUCAGUCUCUCAUUCCGACACCUCACUUGACUGUUUCUGUGAAGCUCAUGAAAUGACAGCUCUCUUUUUUCAUCACGUUCUCUACGCUUCCCGAACAAACCUCAUGAUAUCUAUGUGUGACAUCUGUUUUGUCCUGCCUUGGUUGAAGAUUGUUGUUUGGUUUGUAGCGCUACAGUAUACUUAGUUUUGCCUGCAGUUUCUCUUCACUCUGAUCUGCAAUAGAGAGAUGUUUGUGUGUACAGAGGAUGAGUAUGAGAAGCUCAGACAGGACCAUGAGGUUGAUCUCCUUGGGCAAUGAAAGUACAACAGACAGUGUUUGCUGAGAUGUAAUGUAUAACCAACCAGUGGGUUGGAAGGUGGAGGUUACUGUUAAAAAAUACAGGUCUUUGUUUCCCCAAGUAGUUUUUUGCAGGUGAAUGCUUUGCUUUGUGUUCUUGCACAUUAGGUUGUCCACUGAUCAGACAACAUCUAUUUUUGUAUGCAGGUACAUCAGUUGUGAGGACAUAUUUCACUGAUGUAUCAUGGAAGGAUGCAGGGUAUGUUUUGCAGACUGUGGAGUUAGUAUGGAAGAACAGAACUAUGGAUCAAAUAUAGGAUGAAAGUCAGAUGUAUGGGGAAGCUGAUGUUUGUGUGAAGAGGAGCGAUACUCAGAUCAAAUAUAGGUACAAUAGAAUUUUUCAAUGUAAAUUCUGUUACUGUACAUACAGCGGUAUUGUGAAAUAUUUUUGAAAAUUAUUGCAGACCCCCCCCCCCUAAAAUAAUUUUAUUGUUGUUUUGUGUAAAUACAUGUACUCCAGAAAUUGACGUAAUUGAUGAAUAUCUAUAAUCAAUGUUUAAAGAAGACAAAAACAUUAGACUGUGGCUGUCUGCAUUGUUCUUGACUUCAAGUCUUCAAAUAUAAAUACUUUAUACACUUUUCAAUGUGCUUUCUUGUACAGAUGGUGUUAGCAUGAUCAAACAGUGUUUGGUUGUAAAGGUGGUUUUCCUACUCCCAUAACUGCUGUGGUAUGGAUUCAUUAACAAUGCCAAACAUUAAAGACAAUCUUUUAUCA
This is a messenger RNA of Salmo salar (Atlantic salmon), 14576 nucleotides long. The record is from RefSeq and is a predicted model, not a curated record. Lineage: Eukaryota; Metazoa; Chordata; Actinopteri; Salmoniformes; Salmonidae.